AAGGUAUAUUGUGACGUCACCGCCUGCAUACGUGUUCGACCACGCCCCCUCUCCUCCAGACACUUCCGUGUUUUUGCUGCUGCAGACUGAACCGCUUCAGAGUCAGCUUUUCUGUUACAAACAGGAACUUAAAUCUAUCAGCUGAGCUAAACUCAUGUUUUAAAAACUGAUCUCAGUUCAGCGUGUUCCGCAUCCGCGAUCCUCUUGUGACAGUCAGCUGAUCGUGACCAGGAUCUGCAACAAAACUGUGAGCGCUCCUGUCUGACAACAAGAAGUCCAUUCAGAGUUAUUUAAAACAGAGAGAAAUGGCUACAAACCCUCCCAAGUUAACGACUGCGAUAUCUGCCAAUGAAAGGCUGCAAAACCUGAAAAAUACUUUUGAGACAAAGUAUGGAGAAGUUCCCCUUUUCUAUGCAUGUGCACCUGGAAGGGUCAAUCUGAUAGGAGAGCAUAUUGAUUACUGCGGCUAUUCUGUUCUCCCGAUGGCCAUUGAACCGAAUAUCCUCGCAGCUGUCUCGGUGAACAACUCAGGGAAAGUCACUCUGGCCAACACAAAUCCUCACUACAAGGAUUUCACUGUGUCAUGUUCAGAAGAAAUUGCCAUAGACAGAGAGAACCCACAAUGGCAUUAUUAUUUCCUCUGUGGAGUCAAAGGUAUUCAGGAGAAGUUUGGGAUUGCUGAGUUAGCAGGAAUGUCAUGUGUCGUAGAUGGAACCAUUCCUCCGAGCUCCGGCCUCUCCAGCUCCAGUGCCUUAGUUUGUUGUGCCGGUCUCGUAACAAUGGAGGCAAAUCAGAAGUCCCUCUCCAAGGUCACGCUGGCUGAGAUUUGUGCCAAAAGUGAGCGGUACAUCGGCACAGAGGGAGGUGGCAUGGACCAGUCCAUCUCAUUCCUGGCAGAGAGAGGAACUGCAAAGCUGAUAGAGUUCCAGCCUCUGCGUGCCACUGAUGUCAAGCUGCCAGAUGGAGCUGUGUUUGUGAUCUCCAACUGCUGCGUGGAGAUGAACAAAGCUGCUUCUUCUCACUACAACAUCCGGGUGGUGGAGUGUCGAAUCGCCACAAAGAUGCUUGCGAAGGCACGCGGUCUGGACUCGAGCAGGUUGCUGAAGCUGGAGCAGGUUCAGACGGAGCUGAAGGCGUCCCUGGAGGAGAUGCUGGCUCUGGUGGACAACGUGUUGCAUCCUGAACCGUACAGCCGGGAGGAAAUCUGCAAGGCACUAGGCGUCACCUCCGAGCAGUUUUCCACAGAGCUGCUGAGCGCCAACACUCAGCAUAUGACGAGUUUCAAGCUGCACCAGCGAGCCAAGCACGUGUACAGUGAAGCAGCACGGGUGCUGCGCUUUAAGAGUGUGUGUGACUCAGAACUAGCUGAUUCAGUACAGCUACUGGGAGACCUGAUGAACCAGAGCCAUGCAAGCUGCAGAGACCUGUAUGAGUGCAGCUGCCCUGAACUGGAUCAGCUGGCGGACAUCUGUCUGAAGUCAGGGGCUGUGGGCUCGCGGCUGACAGGUGCAGGAUGGGGCGGCUGUGCUGUCUCCAUGGUUCCAGAUGAGAAGGUGGAGUCUUUCUUAGAAGCAGUGAGCGAGGCCUACUACCGCCCUGAUCCACGCAGAGCGGCAAUGGAAAAGCAGAGUUUGUUUGUGUCAAAGCCGGGCGGGGGAGCUGCAAUUUUCCUUGAGGAGUGAAACACAUCAUUGAUGUCUGUUUAUGCAGGAAAUCAUUGAAUCACAUUUACUCCUGCAGGAAAACAAAUAAGACUUUACAAUUACACCUGAUUCAGAUGACACUUCCAAAUGACAAGGUUUAUAAAAUGUGUUUACAAAAGUGUCUCUUUACUCGUCACAUAUUAUCCUAGAAUAGAGGGGCCAAAAAAUGAUUACAGGGGUAAAUCAUUUUAUAAAGGGAAUAUGUUUUUUGUUUUCAUAUUUUUGUAUUAAUUUUUUAGAGCUACAUCACUUUCACAGUUCAGCUCAGAGAAGAAAACAUGACAAAUGUAAUAACAAUCAGGUUUAAUUUAUGCUGCUGUAUAAAAUCCAUCCAACAUUUUUUACAUUGUAUACAUGGACAUAAUGUAGUAAACAAUGGGCAAAAAAGAAAAUCUGAAGAAUUAAAUAAACAGAAUGCAUUUGUGUGCA
Messenger RNA from Centropristis striata (black sea bass), 2132 nucleotides. It is a transcript of the gene galk2, whose product is annotated as galactokinase 2. NCBI's taxonomy places the organism in Eukaryota, Metazoa, Chordata, Actinopteri, Perciformes, Serranidae. The record is from RefSeq and is a predicted model, not a curated record. Gene Ontology annotation, cellular component: cytosol; cytoplasm. The transcript is spliced from 10 exons. Bases 306 to 1682 code for a protein of 458 amino acids. Gene Ontology annotation, biological process: carbohydrate phosphorylation; galactose metabolic process. Gene Ontology annotation, molecular function: ATP binding; galactokinase activity.